Messenger RNA from Musca vetustissima, 666 nucleotides. RefSeq lists its product as uncharacterized. NCBI's taxonomy places the organism in Eukaryota, Metazoa, Arthropoda, Insecta, Diptera, Muscidae. The transcript is spliced from 2 exons. The record is from RefSeq and is a predicted model, not a curated record. The coding region runs from base 1 to 666 and encodes 221 amino acids.
AUGGACGACGACAACACAUUGCGAACAGCAACAAUGAAGGUAGCUUAUGUCGGUAUGGAUGAAUAUAAUGGAGGUUUUUCAUGGCCACAAACAAAAAAUGAAAAUUACAAUACAUUUGAGGAUAACCGCAAACAUCAGAAAGCUUCAACUAAUAGACCCGCAAAUAAGAAACGUCUUAAUGGUCUAUAUGUCAAGGAUAGCAAAAAUGGUGAAUUACGUUUCCUCGCCUCAAACAGUCAAAUCAAUCAGGUCAUCAACCAAAAACAAGAAUUUUUGGAACAGUUGAGACCUACAACAACUACUGGAACUGGAAACGGCGUUAAUCCGAUUAUUAUUAACACUGCCACGGUUGGAGCAACAGCAACCGCAACAGGAACGGGCACUGGUACCGGAACUGCAACCACACCUGUAACAACUACUGGUACAACCGGGGGUACUGCUGUUGGUGGUGGCGGCGCAGCCAAUAAUAACAUCCCACCCUCACCAAUCGCUGAUCUUUUGCCACAAAUUGUUGCCCAGGCCGCAUUGACAAGACGUCGUCCUGGCAAUAAUCGUCGUCGUGUGGUAAACAAUCGUCGACGUGUUGUAAACAAUCGUCGUCGUCGUCCCGCCAGACGUGGCACCAAGAAGGGGCCACAAAUUUUUGUUGUCAGAGCCGGUAAUUAG